Molecule: messenger RNA, 3673 nt
Organism: Electrophorus electricus (electric eel)
Lineage: Eukaryota; Metazoa; Chordata; Actinopteri; Gymnotiformes; Gymnotidae
Gene: fnbp4
Product: formin binding protein 4
Molecular function (GO): protein binding
Source: RefSeq, a predicted model, not a curated record
UUUGUUGCUUGCGGGGCACCAUUAUCACAAUACACAACGCCGUUUCAUCCAUUAGGAGUUAGCUAGCUAGCUAGCUAGGUAUGGGAAAGAAAACCCGCACAGGGACGGGACGACGAACAAUUUUACAGCUCUCUCCGCCAGGACCUCGUAGUGGGACAGGAGUAGUAAGAGGAGAGGAGGCUUUAGGUUCUGGGUCCGAGGAGGAGCCCGAAGGUAAUGCUGACGGACAAGGCAUCCAUAGAGAAGUAAAUAUCGAAAUGAAGACUCCAGCUGUGAAAGCAACACAGGGAUUAUCGUUGCUUGGUGCUUAUGAGGACAGUGAGGAAGAAGAUGCAACUGAAGCAUCCAGUUCCAUCAUAAAGGGAAAGCACAACCGGUCUGCGGAUAUUGACAGUACCCUUGCCAGUUUCAUGGCUGAAAUUGAUGCUAUUACCACUCAGCCAGCCCAGGCUGAUGAUGCUACAAGAGUCUCCAGUGCUCCUGUACCUACCCCACCACGUCCCGAGCCCAAGACAGAACAACACACUCAUAAUCAAAAUGGCUCUGCACAAGAGUUUCAGUAUAAUACGCAGUACUCCCUGGCAGGAGCUGGGUUAGAGAUGGGUGAUUGGCAGGAGGUAUGGGAUGAGAACACCGGCUGCUACUACUAUUGGAACACCCAAACUAAUGAGGUUGCCUGGGAGCUCCCCCACUACUUGGCAGACCAGAUGCAGGGCCUUCAGCAGUACACAGACAACUCCUCUGUAAAUGGUAAUGGUGUGUCACAACAAACAGGAGGUUAUCAGGAACAGCAGUCUGCUAUGGCUGCCACUGCAUCUAAGAAGGAACCCAAAAAGAAGGAAGUGAUAGAAAGUGUGGUUGCAUUAACCAGUGAUGAGGAGGAGAGGAGAGGUGUGGCUGCCUCUCUGCUCGCACCCCUCAUACCUGCUGAAGUGAAAGAGGCAGAAGAGAAAUGGAGGAAAAAGGUUUUGGCGAUAGAGGAAAAAACAGAGAAUGCUCAGGAGAUUGAGGAAGGAGCCCCUUACUCUGUAGGCUCUCCUGUUCUUUGUGAAGAAGAGAGCCCAUCUCAAAGUAACCAGCUCAGUAAGAAUGAUUCUGCAGAAAAUUCUGAUGGAGAGGAGGAGACAGAGGAGGACACCAUGGAAUUGGAACUUGCAUUAGAGAGAAAAAAGGCUGAGCUUCGCGCCUUGGAGGAAGGUGAUGGCAGUGCAGGUGGUUCCAGCCCCUGUUCUGAGGCAAGUCAGGAAUGCUCUCGUGGUCUUCUUGUGAAAAAGGCUAAGUGGAAAACUGCUUUCCUUCGUGCUCAAAGCCCCGACUCAAACAGCAGAGGCUCUGACAAGGCAGGAUGGGACACACCAGAACUUACAGACCUAGCACAUUCCAAAACAGCUGAGAAAGAAGGGGACAAAGAGGACAAGGACAGGACUGUAUCCAAAACGCAAGAGGAGGAUACAGCAGACCUCAAGUUUCAGAUUGGAGAGCUUGCAAAUACUUUGACCAGCAAAAUGGAGUUCUUGGGAAUCAACAAAAAGGCCAUCUCUAACUUUCAGCUGCUUUUGCUACAAACGGAGACGCGGAUAGCAGAUUGGCGUGAGGGUGCUCUGAAUGGAAAUUAUCUCCGCCGCAGGUUGCAGGAAGCUGCUGAGCACAUAAAACAUUAUGAACUUAACGCCACUCCCAAGGGCUGGUCCUGCCACUGGGACAGAGAUCACAGGCGGUACUUUUACGUGAAUGACCGGACCAGUGCCUCCCAGUGGGAGUUUCCAGUAGUGGGGGAAGAGGAAGAGGAUGCAAAGUGUCCCCAACCCUCUACAGCUGGGCAGGAAAAUGCAGGUCAACUGCCUUCUGACACUUCCAGUGGUCUUGUAGCAGGUACAUCCUUUGGAGAAACCCAGUCCUACUGGUCUGUCCCUUCUCAACCCCCGCUUCCUCCAGAAACUCCCCCUCCUCCCCCCACAGAGCAGCCCCCUCCACCACCACCUCCUCCAGAAUCACCUCCUCCACCCCCUCCCCCACCCCUCAGCGAUGAUGGGGAGAUCGAGGAAGUAGAGAUGGAGGAUGAGGAUGCUGAGCCACCUGCUCCAGGAACAGAAGAAUUCAAGGCCAGUGAAACAGCCAUACCCCAGGGAGCCACGGCCAAAGCUCAGAAGCGGAAAGCUUCAGGUGCAGUGCAGCUAAACAAGGCCAUCACAAUUGGGAGCAGUCCCAUACUAUACAGCCAGCCAACUGCCACUGCAGCCCCUUUGUUGGCUGGAAAUGCAUAUUGGGGAAUGCCUGCAGCUGUUACACCACCUCUGCAGUCAGAGACUUUGGCUCCACCAGUGCCAGCUCCACCCUCGCAACCUCCACCACCAGCACCUCAACCACCAAAUGAUCCAGCAUGUGGGAAAAUGCCUAUGGACAAAACUAAGAAGCUAAAGAAGGAUAAGAUGAAAAAGAGCAAAACAAAGAUGCCAUCUUUAGUAAAGAAAUGGCAGAGUAUCCAGAGAGAGCUAGAUGAAGAGGAGAAAUCAAGUUCUAGUGAUGAAGAUCGAGAUCAACUGAACAACAGGCGCAUAGAAGAGUGGAAACAGCAGCAGCUUGUGUCUGGGAAGGCGGUGAAGAAUGCUAACUUUGAGGCUUUGCCUGAAGACUGGAGAGAAAGGCUGCUGAAGAAGAGGAAGAUGAUGCAGAGUUCAUAGUACCUGUCAUGAUUAACCUCACAUUCAAAUUCGGAGUGGACUCUUUUCUCAUCAUGGUCCGAUAGGCUAAAUUAGAUCAAACUGAACUGAAUGUUUUUUUAGUGUGUUUGUGUGUGUGUGUGUGCACACGUGUGUAUGAAUGUGUUAUAUACUGUAAAAUUAUACCAACCACACACUUUCCUCAAACCCAUUUGUAAAACUUACUUACAUUUUCUGUACAAAGAUAUUUAAAAAGGUAUCCUUCUGGUUAUUGGUUUUUGUAAAUUAGCCCAAGUGUAAAUAUAUUGCAUUUUUGUUUACUUCCUUUACAUGAAUCAAAAAUGUCUAAAAUAGUUUUUAUUUCAUUAUGGAUUGACUUUGAGCCUAAUGCCAUUUUUGAUGUUCCUUUUGGCAUUCAUUGUGUAAGCAUCUUGAAAUUUGAGUGCAGGAUAAUGUACUGUGGAAAUUAAAGAAUUUUCCCAAAAUGGAUGGAUGUACAUCAGACACUUUGAUGCCUGGGACAAGCAUCCACAAAAAUCUAGACCCAUCUUCGCCCAAGUGAAGGAAUAAUGAGCCACUGGAGAAUGGAGUUUUCCCACAUCACUUUUCACCUCAAAUUUGAUGCAAACUUAUAGAAAUUGAAAACACAUUAUGUGUUUAGCAGAUAUUUAGGUUCCUGGUGAUAAAAUUGUAUAACAGUUCUUAGUGUAGCCUCCUGGAUGUGAGUCAGUAGCUAAAAUGAGCCAUGCAAGAUGGAGUCAUUGCACUCUGAAUUUUUAAUAAGUGGAUUAACAAUAUUUAAUCAUCUCCAGUGAAUUGGAAUUAAGAAAAAAACACCUAUUCAGAAGUGCCAACUCUUUCAGUUCUCCCAAACACUUCUGAACAUUUUUUUAAUGCAGUGUGUCUUAUCCAUGUCUAACUGGAGUGUUCUGUAUAGCUGUGUUCUUCUACGUGGAUGGGGGUUAGUGAAUUUUUUUAUGUUGUAAAUAAUGAAUAAAAUUUUUUCACCUGUU